ACGCCAUCUUUCUCCAAGUCAACUAUGUAUCCUUUGUGUAUCCUACAUGUUUAUGAUGGCAAUUCUAGCCUUUUGUGGUUGUGGCAUAGGACUACAAUACUGAUACCGAAUUGAGACUGUUCUGAGGGCAAAAGGGGGUGCAACUCAAUAUUAGGAAGGUGUUCUGAGGGCAAAAGGGGGUGCAACUCAAUAUAAGGAAUGUGUUCAGUGUAUAUUGUUCUUUCUCUGCCUCUGGCUCUCUCAGGGGAAGGGGACUGAUUUUGUAAUAUCAUGGAUCAGACUCCUCAGUCACUCAUUCCAGCCCAGGACUCUGGUCCACUGUCCUCCAUUACGGCUCAGCCUGCCCCUCCACAGUCCUCCAUUACGGCUCAGCCUGCCCCAACACAGUCCUCCAUUAUGGCUCAGGGUGGUUCUGUUGUCGCUGCACCCCAGCUUGUUGGCUGCAAUGUCGGAGGUUCAGUUUAUCAAAACAUCAGUGUUACUAUCCCUUCACAUGGUGCUGAUGAAGAGCUGCCAAAAGUCAAGGACAAACACAAGUCCAACAUGAAGAAGAAGUUUGGGAGCAUCUUUGAGGGGCUUGGAAAAUGGGGAAACCCAACAUUGCUUGACAAGAUCUACACAGAGCUCUACAUCACAGCUGGGGAGAGUGAAGGGGUUAAUAAGGAGCAUGAGGUAUGGCAGAUUGAAGAUACGGCUCGGACUAAAGCAUUUCAAGACGAUGCAAUCAACUGCAAUGACAUCUUUAGAUCUUUAGACCCUAAGACAGAGGAACAUAAUGACAAAUCCCAAUCCAAACAAGAGGUACCCAUCAGAACUGUGCUGACAAAGGGCAUCGCUGGCAUUGGAAAAACAGUCUCAGUGCAGAAGUUCAUCCUUGACUGGGCAGAAGGAAUAGCCAAUCAGGAUGUAGAUUUUGUCUUCGCACUUUCAUUUAGGGACUUGAAUUUGAUCAAAGAUGACUGCAAUCUCUUGGAACUCCUGAGUGACUUCCACCCUGAACUAACAGAUAUGAAGGACGCAAAGAAGUUUGCCGACUGCAAAGUCGUGUUCAUCUUUGAUGGCCUCGAUGAAAGUCAACUUCCACUGUGUUUCCAUAACAACAAGAUCUUGUCUAACAUAACCAAGACAACAUCAGUAGAAGUGUUGCUGACAAACCUCAUCAAGGGGAAUCUGCUUCCUGAAGCUCUCCUCUGGAUUACCUCCCGACCAGCAGCAGUUGAUAAGAUACCCUCUGACUGUUUUGACCGUGUAACAGAAGUUCGGGGAUUCAACGACCCACAGAAAGAAGAAUCCUUCAGGAAAAGAUUCAGUGAUGAUGAAAACCUGGCCAGCAGAACGAUCUCCCACAUCAAGACAUCAAGAAGCCUCCACAUCAUGUGCCACAUUCCUGUCUUCUGUUGGAUUACUGCCAUGGUUCUUGGGAAAAUGUUGAGCAAAAAUGACAAUGGAAAAGUACCUAAAACUUUGUCUGAGAUGUACAUUCGCUUCCUACUCACUCUGACAAACAUGAAGAACAAGAAGUACCAUGGGGAAAACCAACCAGAUCCUCGUAAUCUGUCAGAGCCUGACGUACAGAUCAUUCUGAAGCUUGGAAAACUAGCCUUCCAAAACCUGGCAAAGAGCAAUCAGGUGUUUUCUAAAGAAGAUUUGAGAAAGUGUGACGUUGAUGUCAAUGAAGCCUUCUUGCUCUCAGGUAUGUGCACAGAGAUCUUCAGAGAGGAGGACCCAAUGUUUCAAGCAAAGAAGUACAGCUUUGUGCAUCUCAGCAUUCAGGAGUUCUUUGCAGCACUCUAUGUUUCCCACCUCUUUGUCUGUGAAAACAUCAACCCGUUUGUGUCAAGAGAGAUCAGGUUACCAAGAUCGAAUGACUGGUAUUUUGGAGAAGGUGAGGACAUCAGGCCACAACCCAGGGGAUCUCAGCAGCAGCAGAAAACACUGCAUGACUUGCAGAGAAGUGCGGUGGAUGAAGCUUUGAAGAGCAAGACCGGUCAUCUAGACCUCUUCCUCCGCUUCCUUCUGGGCAUCUCACUGGAGUCCAAUCAGAUCCUCUUGAAAAGCCUACGGCUCCAGACAGAGGGAGACACAGAGAGCAUCCAGAAGACCAUCCAGUACAUCAAAGAUAGGCUUUCAGACGAAAAACAAAGACAUUAUCCCUCCCCAGAGAGGUGCAUCAAUCUCUUCCACUGUUUGAUCGAGUUGAACGAUACCUCAUUUGUGAAUGAAAUUCAAAGGUUCUUGACAUCCAAGAACCCUUCUGAGAAGAAGCUGAUGCCUGCACAGUGCUCGGCGAUGGCAUAUGUACUCUUGAUGUCAGAGGAAGUGUUAGACAAACUGGACCUGAGAGAAUACAACACGUCAGAUGAGGGGCGUAAGAGGCUGGUCCCAGCUGUUCGAUGCUGCCAAAAGGCCAUACUAGCAGACUGCCGCCUUACAAUGAGUUACUGUGAAACAGUGGCAUCUGCACUACAGCUGCCUGACUCCCACCUGAGAGAGCUGGACCUCAGCGUCAAUGUCCUGUUGGACCCGAAGCCCCUCUUCGUUGGACUGAGCAGUCCCAACUGCCAACUGGAGUCACUUAACCUGAGCCAUAUCAACAUGGAAAGAUCAGGACCAGAGCUUCUAAAGGCUGUGCUGAUGGGUCCUCACAACCAGCCACUUGUGUUGAGAAUCACCAGUUGUGAUCUCAAAGAUGACAUUUGUGAAACCGUUGCCUCAGCUCUCCAGUCAGCUGGCUCAUGUCUGACAGAGCUGGAUCUCAGCUACAACAAACUGACAGACACCGGGGUGAAGCAGAUCUCCAAUGGUCUUUUGAGUCCACACUGUAAACUGAAGAUCCUGCGAUUGACUGGUUCUGAGGUUACAGCGGAGUCCUGUGGAAUUUUGUCCUCUGCUAUAGCAGUCUCUCAGCUCGAGGAGCUGCGUCUGGGCUGCAACAAACUGGGAGACUCUGGAGUAAAGCUGCUGUCUGCUGGACUGAUGGAUCCACAUUGUCAGAUACAUACUCUGGGGCUAAGGGAGUGUAAUCUCUCCAGACGUUCCUGUGUCUCUCUGGCUCCUGUUCUGUGGUCAUACUCAGUACUGAGAGAGCUGGACCUGAGAGACAACAAUCUGUGGUACUCUGGAAUGAGGCUCCUCUCUGCUGGACUGAGGAACCCCAACUGUAACUUACAGACUCUUAGGCUUUCUGGUUGUCUAGUCACAGAGAAAGGCUGUACAUUUCUUGCCUCCGCUCUGGAAUCAAACCCCUCCCACCUGAGAGAACUUGACCUGAGCUUCAAUCACCCAGGAGACUCCGGAGUGAAGCUGCUCUCUGCUAAACUGGAAGAUCCACACUGUAGACUGGAGAAACUCAGUUUGGACCAUGGUGGAGAGUCCAAAAUCAAACCAGGCCUGAGGAAAUAUGCCUGCCAGCUGAAGAUGGACUUUAGGUUAGCAGAUGAUGACCUGACUCUGUCCGAGGACAACACGAGGGUGGUGAGGAGAACGCAGGUUCACCUAAAUCCUUAUUUUGAUUUCUCGGAUUCAGAUGACUCAGAUUUCUCACAUCGGACCAAAAAGUCGGAUAGGUGGGCCAAAGUACGCUGCAGGGAGCCCCUGUCUGAUGGUCGUUCCUACUGGCAGGUUGAAUGGACUGGCUGGGUUGACAUUGGGGUGACAUAUACACCCAGAUGGGGUAUGGAGAAUAAGAGGUGUUUUGGGCUUUUUGCUGCAAUGAACACGUCUCCUCUGGUACACUGA
Salmo salar (Atlantic salmon) is the source of this 3738-nucleotide messenger RNA. NCBI's taxonomy places the organism in Eukaryota, Metazoa, Chordata, Actinopteri, Salmoniformes, Salmonidae. The record is from RefSeq and is a predicted model, not a curated record.